CCAUAAAGAAUAGGAAGAAGAAGGUUUCGGUCAGCUGACGCUGGAAGUAAAGGCACAUGAUAGAGUACCUGUUUACAAGAGAAUGAAACGUUAAAUCUUCCCGACACUGUUAUCCAGAUAUUUAAAGACAAUUUAAACAGUUUGUUUAUGUGUAGAGGAUGUGAGUGUUGCGACCAAACGUUGUUUUGGAACCGUUGUGGAGAUGUUCGAUUGGCAGAGCUCCAUGGAGGUUUUGGUUGUUUCUGAGAACCAGCACUGUGGUCAGUUAGGAGACAUCAAGAAGGCCGAGUUGUGUUAUACCGGCUCCCUUAUCUGUUGUCUGGGUGUCUCGGGCCAGCUGGUACUGUGGAACCCUGCGGACAAUAAGGCCUCUCCGGCUGCACCGGACGGCAGCUUCACAGACUUCUGCUGGGAGGAGGUGACAACAGGCAGUCAUGGGGUCAACAGCUUUUGUUUUUUGGCUGUUGGAUCUCAGGGUGACCUGAAGCUGUUGGAAGCUGAAGCAAAACGAGCUGCCCCUGUUUCUUUGCUGAGUGUGCAGAAGUGUUCUGCAGACCAUCUGCUGGAUGUUAUCAAAGACCACAACGAAAGUGUGUGUGAGCUGGAUUCUAUACAGGUGUUGUCCUUUGUGGACAGUCAAUGUUGUGUCCUUUUAAACUGCAACUGCCUGCUGCAGCUGCAGUGGGAAAAGUCCUCACAAGAACCAAGGAUGACAUCGUGUUGCAGAAUCCAGCAAAUCAGCAGUGACAGACAUGCUGCUGUUGACCACUGUGUCAGUGCAGAAACCCUGUUUGUCCUCAGCUCCAGAGGAAUCAUAUAUAUGUAUGCCAUUCCUGAUGGCUCUCUGCUGGGCAGCAUCAACCUUCCUGCCUACCUGAGUUCUAGCUGGGAGGAGAAUGAUUUGACUUCUUCCUUACUCUCUUCCUCCUCAUUCUGCCUGUUCCAGGUGUCAGCUGAUCUCACUACAGUUGUAGCUGUAACUCGGUCUCAUGCAGCCAUUGCUGUUGACCUUAACCACUACUUCAGAGUACACCCAGACCACCUACACUGUGUUGUCCCCCAGUCCUGUCCCGCUCUUCUGCCCAAGGACCCAAGAGACCAGGACAGCGUGUUGAACUCCUGUUACAGUCUUGCUGCUCUUGGAUUGCCCUUCUGUGAUGAUCGCUCUUGGGAAACUCGUCUAGCAUCCAUGUAUAGCAGAGCGCAGCAGGCUGCUUCUCCCUCAUCGCUCUGUACGUCUGCAGGGAUGGUUUGGUUUUACUCGAUCCCCCACCUCCAGUCCCACCCAGCUCCAACCACUUCCCACAGCAGAGUACCUCUAAGUGGGGCAAUUGUGUUUUUUUCUGUCCCUGAAACAUCUACUCCAUCUCUGCUCUCCGUUUCUGAGUUCUCUUCACAUUUGACCUUUGUCACUCCUGGCAACACUGAGACAACAGUGGCAUUAUGGGAUAUGGAGUCUGGAAGUGUCAGCUACCACCGUACAGAAGGCAAGGCUGUGCCAGUGCAGCAUGGCGGAGAGAGACAUAAUAGACUGCUGAUGAAGAGGUCAGGUGUGUUCCAGGUCUUUUUCUCCAUGUCCCAGCAGGAUUUAUUAAGCAGGCUGAUGCUGUUUGGCAAUGCAGCAACAGUGGACACAGUCUGUCACCUCAACAGCUGGGGGCACUGCUCCAUCCCCUUCCAUUCUCUACAGGCUGGACUGAAGAACCGACAGCUUGACACAGUGGAUUUGUACCUCAAAAGUAAAGAAAAUGUCCUGAGCCCUUCAGCAACAGCUGGUGUUUCAGAGCAGUUAGCAGACUCCAGACAGAGUCUCAAAGACAGUGUCCAGGAGUUGUUCCUUGCACUGGACUUGUUGUGUUCCACUGUCAGAGACUUAAAUAGUGAAGCUCAGAGUCGACAGUUCUCUGAGCAACUGUUACACCUCACCCUGACCUUCAUCAACACACAGAUCCGCUCUGUGCUCUCUCGGCCGCAAUAUGAGCACUCAGAUGUGCAAAGCAGUAUACAAAUUCUUGACAAGUACGUCACAGAAUUGAGGAGUUAUAUUAAGAAAUUCCCCAGGGCUUCAGGGGGCAGCACAUCUAAUACCCAAGCUGCCCCUCUUCAGGAAAUUGGAGAUGAAUGGGAACAACUUUCAACUGAGGAAGUGAUCUGUCAGUCAAUCCUGACCAACCAGAUCCCUAGAGCACAGGCUGUAAUGUGGAGACAGAGUCGGCCUGAGCAGCAUCUGUCAGGCCUGAGGAUGGUUGGGCUGCAGCAUGUUUUGUUCUGCUUACAGUGCAAGGAUCUUGAGUCUGCCAAAAAACUCUUGACCAACAUGGGACUAAGUCUGACGAAAGAGCUUCACAACAUCUGCCUUUAUACCAACGACAGAGACCUCCGGGAAUUAUUGGUGAGUCAUGCAUUGUACAACAAACACCCCGACGUGCUACCACUCUGAUUGAGUUGUCUUGUGUGUUCUGUUUUCUGUGCCUUUGUAUUUGGACAUGGCACGUUUUGUUACCACUCUUCACAUGUUUAACACAUA
Messenger RNA from Fundulus heteroclitus (mummichog), 2527 nucleotides. RefSeq names its product spatacsin. Gene Ontology annotation, molecular function: protein binding. The coding region runs from base 203 to 2440 and encodes 745 amino acids. Gene Ontology annotation, biological process: chemical synaptic transmission; axon extension; axo-dendritic transport. The record is from RefSeq and is a predicted model, not a curated record. Gene Ontology annotation, cellular component: axon; cytoplasm; synapse. The transcript has 12 exons. NCBI's taxonomy places the organism in Eukaryota, Metazoa, Chordata, Actinopteri, Cyprinodontiformes, Fundulidae.